UUUUGUUACAUAUAUAUUUUCCUAUACAUUAUCAUUCAAAUUGUAUAAAAGAUAAUUACGUUGUUUAUUUAUUAAUUUUUGUUACAUUUUUAGGGUUAAAUAGGAUAUUUUAUAUUCAGUUGGUGCCAGAAUAAGUAAUCUAGGAGGACAGGGCCACAGUUGAAAGGCUAAAUCAUUAAACGUGUUUAUUUUUAUUCAUAUUUUUCUAGUUGUUUAUUAAAUACCUCAUAGUGAGGCACCAUGAUGUCCAUUUUGAACAACCCCUUCCGCUACCAAAUAUGGCACCUAGUCUGAUUUUUCAAACAGUCAAUAGAGCGAAGCCUCACGUUCAGCAACACACAAAAGCAGUGUCACCAUGGCCACGGCCAGCUCAGAAGAUGAAAAGUCUCAGCGUCCUACCUUUGGGGACCACCGCCUGGUCAACAAAGCUCUCAGAAGGCUGGAAAAGCUCCACAAGUUGUGUGCGGACCCGCGGUUGGGCCUCAAGUCCAGCCCGCCGUUUCUUCUUGAGCUGGUACCGGAGACCGCGUCUCAGCUCAGACGGGUCUGGGAGCCCUACCGAGGCAUCGGGGCAGUGAUGGGCCGAGCCGCCGGCGGGGAGGAGGGCAUGUACUUGAGGCUCCACGUGAGGAACCUGCUGGAUAAGACGGACCGGGCCUUGCUGCUAUUCAAAGAAGGGAGGGAAAAGGUGUUUGACGAGACGUCCAGAUGUAGGAGGAACUUGACCAAGAUGUCCUUGCUCUUCAGUCACAUGCUGUGGGAACUAAAGGCCAUUUUUCCUGGGGAACGCUACCACGGCGACACCUACACGGUCAUGCAGAAGGAAGCAAGGAGGUUUUGGAGGAUCACUUUUGGCAACAAGUGCAUCGUGCGGUGGAGGGGCUUUGCAGAGCAGCUGAGGAGAGUGCACCCCUUUGAAGAGGGGAUGGAGUCCAUGGCGCUGAAGUCCACCAUCGAUCUCACCUGCAACGACCACAUCUCUGUCUUUGAGUUUGACAUCUUCACCAGGCUCUUUCAGCCCUGGAGCUCCCUCCUGAGGAACUGGAACCAGCUGGCAGUGAGCCAUCCGGGCUACAUGGCCUUCCUCACGUACGAGCAGGCAGUAGCUCGCCUGCAACACUCCCUGCACAGGCCUGGAAGCUACAUCUUCCGUCUGAGCUGCACCCACAUGGGCCAGUGGGCCGUAGGUCACGUGACCAGCGAAGGCACCAUCGUGCAAAGCAUCCCAGAGGACAUGCCCCUCAUCCAAGCGCUCCUCCGUGGCCUCAAUGACGGCUGCUACUUGUAUCCUGACGGUCGAGAAGGGAACCCUGACCUCACCACCCUGCCUGAGAAAGGCCAGAAGCGGAAAGUCCAGGUCACACAAGAGCAGUACGACCUCUACUGUGAGGUGGGCGCCUCCUUCCAGCUGUGCAAGAUCUGCGCAGUGAAGGACAAGGACACUCGCAUUCAGCCUUGUGGUCAUCUGCUGUGCCAGUGCUGCUUGGCCAGCUGGCUGCAGAAGUCAGCGGGCCACACAUGUCCGUACUGCCGCUGCGACAUCAGAGGCACCGAGCCGGUCGACAUCGAGCCUUAUCUACCUGAACACAAGGAGGACGAAGAUGAGGAGGAAGAGGAGGAGGAGGAGGAGGAAGAGGACCAUGAGGAUGUGGAGCUGUUGAUACAGCAAAUGGCUGCACUGAGGAAGGUGUCAGGGGGCGGAGUCACUCAUCAGUGAUGACGUCUCUCUACGACUGGGAACGCCCACGCCGCCUUCCUCAUCUGCAUGUCACAAGGCUAAGAGAGGGUCCUGAUCCUGACUGUAAACAAACAGGAAAGACAUCCAGGAGUCGAGUGUUACUGUAAUAGAGCUGAUAAAACUAAAUAAUGUAUAUACUCUGUAAACUAUUCCAAUUGUGAAUAAAAAAUUCCAGAUU
Nerophis lumbriciformis (worm pipefish) is the source of this 1916-nucleotide messenger RNA. RefSeq names its product Cbl proto-oncogene C, E3 ubiquitin protein ligase (gene cblc). NCBI's taxonomy places the organism in Eukaryota, Metazoa, Chordata, Actinopteri, Syngnathiformes, Syngnathidae. Gene Ontology annotation, molecular function: receptor tyrosine kinase binding; SH3 domain binding; phosphotyrosine residue binding. Gene Ontology annotation, biological process: negative regulation of epidermal growth factor-activated receptor activity; cell surface receptor signaling pathway. Gene Ontology annotation, cellular component: membrane raft; plasma membrane. The record is from RefSeq and is a predicted model, not a curated record.